Molecule: messenger RNA, 2112 nt
Organism: Syngnathus typhle (broad-nosed pipefish)
Lineage: Eukaryota; Metazoa; Chordata; Actinopteri; Syngnathiformes; Syngnathidae
Gene: snw1
Product: SNW domain containing 1
Exons: 14
Coding region: 74-1687 (537 amino acids)
Biological process (GO): mRNA splicing, via spliceosome
Cellular component (GO): spliceosomal complex
Source: RefSeq, a predicted model, not a curated record
CUGCAAUUGAAUGUGUGCUAGUUGCCAAGGAAGAAGGAAGCGGAAGUAGGUGGCUCGGAAAGACGAGCGCAAGAUGUCUCUAACGAGCUUUCUACCGGUGCCGACCCAGCUGUCACAAGAUCAGCUGGAAGCAGAGGACAGAGUUCGCGCCCAGAAGUCGUUCUCUACUGCCUUGGUCGCUUCCCGAAGGGAACCGCCACCUUAUGGACACAGAGGUGGAUGGAUACCUCGCACUCCCGAGGACUUUGGAGAUGGGGGAGCUUUUCCAGAGAUCCACGUGGCACAGUUUCCUCUGGAGAUGGGUCGGCAAAAGAAAACCAACAAUGCUCUGACGAUGCAGGUGGAUGCAGAGGGAAAGAUCAAAUAUGAUGCUAUUGCAAGACAAGGACAAAACAAAGACAAGGUGAUCUUCAGUAGGUACACAGAUCUACUUCCAAAAGAGGUUAUGAAUGAAGACACCCCGGAAUUGCAGAAGCCGGAUGAGGAAGCUGUUGAAGAGCUGACUGAGAAGACUCGUGCUGCCCUCAGCAAGCAGGUAUCUCAAAAGAUUGCCGCUGCCAUGCCUGUCCGAGCAGCAGACAAGCAGGCCCCAGCGCAGUACAUCAGGUACACCCCAUCCCAGCAGGGAGUGGCUUUCAACUCUGGAGCCAAACAAAGAGUCAUCCGCAUGGUGGAAAUGCAGAGAGACCCCAUGGAACCACCACGUUUUAAGAUCAAUAAGAAGAUCCCUCGUGGACCGCCGUCACCACCAGCUCCAGUCAUGCAUUCUCCGAGUAGAAAGAUGACGGUGAAAGAACAGCAGGAGUGGAAGAUUCCUCCAUGCAUCUCCAACUGGAAGAACGCUAAGGGUUACACCAUCCCUCUAGACAAGCGUCUGGCAGCUGAUGGCAGGGGGCUGCAAACAGUUCACAUUAAUGAAAACUUUGCCAAGCUGGCUGAGGCCCUCUACAUUGCUGAUAGAAAGGCCAGAGAGGCGGUGGAGAUGAGAGCCCAGGUGGAAAAGAAGAUGGCCCAGAAGGAGAAAGAAAAGAAAGAAGAGAAACUCAGGGAGUUAGCCCAAAUGGCCCGAGAUCGCAGGGCGGGAAUUAAAAGUCAUGGGGACAAAGGCGGCGAGGACGGAGAGGCAAGGGAGCGUGACGAGAUCCGCCACGACAGAAGGAAAGAGAGACAGCACGACAGAAACAUUUCCAGGGCAGCUCCUGACAAGAGAUCCAAACUGCAGAGGGACCAAGACAGAGACAUUAGUGAGCUCAUCGCUCUGGGUGUGCCCAACCCUCGCACCAGCAGCAGCGAGGCCCAGUAUGACCAGCGACUUUUCAACCAGAGUAAAGGAAUGGAUAGCGGCUUUGCCGGUGGCGAGGACGAGACGUACAACGUGUACGACAAGCCUUUCCGCGGCGGCAGAGACAUGGCCUCCAACAUCUACCGACCCAGCAAAGCCAUCGACAAGGACGCCUACGCUGAUGACUUUGACACACUCAUGCAAAAAGACAGGUUCGUGCCCGACAAGGAGUUCUCGGGUGCCGAUCACGGGCAGAGGCGCGAGGGUCCUGUCCAGUUUGAAGAAGACCCUUUCGGUCUGGACAAAUUCUUGGAAGAAGCCAAGCAGCACGGCGGCUCCAAGAGAGCGUCCACCAGCAGCCGCUCCAAGGACGAUUACCAUGACAAGAAGCGCAGAAAGGAGUGAAGGCCUAUGGUCAUCAUGCUCUUUUGUCGACACUUUGUUCAUCACAGGUGUUUUAUUCCACUCAAAUGUCUAGAGGGAGUUGUCUAUUUUUCCCCCCGCCAACUAGUAUUAAAAAAAAAAAAAAAAAAAACAUUUAUAAUCCCUUCUUUUUUUUCUUCUUCUUGCUCCUACCCAUAUAUGUACAGUGCGACCAAUAAGGUAACAUGGGAACUUCUGUCCUGGAAGUGUAUAGAUUUCAGUUCGUUUUGAUUUCACACACAUACCAAAAAUACUUUUUGGGGUCAGUUCUAUAAUAUUUAAGAUGCCCAUUUAGGUGUUGUUACCAUUUGCCUAUAUGUGAUGGCAGGUAUGGACACUGAUCUUGAAGAAAAAAAAAAUAUCCUUGUCAUCCUUGUACAAGUAUUGAAUAAAUUUCCUUUAGUGUG